This is a messenger RNA of Cladocopium goreaui, 459 nucleotides long. NCBI's taxonomy places the organism in Eukaryota, Dinophyceae, Suessiales, Symbiodiniaceae. The record is from the annotation of a GenBank genome assembly.
AUGGAGGUGCUGGAGCAUCAGCCACAGUGGAACCAGAACAUCCUGGUUCAGCGAUUGCAAAGCAUGGCCACGCAUGAGGAUGGCUAUGCCGUGGCCGCAGCGGUCGAAAAGUUUGUCACAUCCUCCAAGUGGAAGGUGCGCCGUGCCGCGUGGCGCAUUUUGGGCAGCGUCCCAGACUGCGCCUGGCAGAGUUUCCUGCAGUGCAUGGAGUACCAGGAACCAGGCGUUCGCCGCGAUGCCAUCACGGGGCUCAGGUUCUGGGUUGUUCCUGCUGAGCACGAGCAAGAGGUCUGUGAAGUGAUUGCCGGUUCCUUGGAGGACAGCGCGGUGGAGGUGCGCAUGGCAGCCAUGGAGGUGAUGCAGGACAUGAAUCCUGGAGAUGAGGAGGUGCCCCGGGCUGCUGCAACGUCUCCGGCGUCUCGGGAUAUCAAUGGAGAUGACCAGGAACGACUAUUGUAA